AUGGCUCCUCCCCCCGUCUCCACUCAAUCCCUCGCACGAGUUCAACUCGCCCUCGACAAAGCAUGGGCGCCCUCCACGUGCGAGAAGUACAAUGCCAGCGUCAAUGCCUUCCAUUCCUUCUGCGACUCCGAAACAAUCCCACUGCCUGCGCGCUUGCCAGCGUCGGAGUACAUCCUUUGCGCCUUUGCGGCCUCUCGCAUUGGCGGCAUUGCGGGCUCCACUGUACGCGGCCACAUAUCCGCCCUCAAAGCAUGGCACCUUUACUGCGACGUGCCCUGGGCGGGGGGCGCGCGCCUCAACCUGGUGCUCAACGGGGUCGAAAAUAUGACGCCCACGUCCUCACGUCGCGCUCUGCGACCGCCGGUUACCAGGCGUGGCUGUCAAAGUAUUGCAAUAGUCCUCCGCUGA
Messenger RNA from Coniophora puteana RWD-64-598 SS2, 408 nucleotides. RefSeq lists its product as uncharacterized. The coding region runs from base 1 to 408 and encodes 135 amino acids. NCBI's taxonomy places the organism in Eukaryota, Fungi, Basidiomycota, Agaricomycetes, Boletales, Coniophoraceae. The transcript has a single exon. The record is from RefSeq and is a predicted model, not a curated record.